Eimeria acervulina is the source of this 750-nucleotide messenger RNA. RefSeq names its product Step II splicing factor, related. The coding region runs from base 1 to 750 and encodes 249 amino acids. Lineage: Eukaryota; Apicomplexa; Conoidasida; Eucoccidiorida; Eimeriidae. The transcript is spliced from 2 exons. The record is from RefSeq and is a predicted model, not a curated record.
AUGUGGAUCGGUAACAUCGGGAAGAAGUCUGCUGCUUUUAUCAACCACAAGCCAUUCCACCCAGGGAACUACCAGAACCAGGAGAAGGUAUGGCUAGCUGAGCAGAAGCUGAAAGAGGAACAAAAGAAGGAAAAAGAACUUGAAGAGCGUCGCCGAGAGGAGGUGAAAAUAGAGGAGCUGCGGCGGGCCUUGAGGGGUGAGGCAAAAGCUGCACUACAGUUGCAAAAGAAAGAGGAGGCAGUGUCUCCGGCUGAGGAACUACGGAGAAAGGCUAAGGAAGCGGCGAGGCUUCAGGCACUGCAGCGCAAACACCAGGAGGCGCAAAACCGGCUGAAGAAACUUUCGAAAAGCACAUUGUACGAUGAAGACGCGUUCACGCAGGGACACACCUCCGUGUUUGGCUCGUUGUAUUCCAAGGAGGAAAACAAAUGGGGGUACAGGUGCUGCGGCAGUUUAGACAGAUCGGCUCCGUGCACGGCAAACCAAGGCGACGAUGAAAACCGCACGAAAAAGAGGAAAAACAAAAAUGCAAUGUCUACUCGAGCUGCGGACACGACGGUUGACGCCCCUGGUAAAGCAAGAGACGGGGAGGAGGAGCAGGCUAACGGAACCAGCCCGGCGGAUAGCUCUGUUCGGGGAGACAAGGAAACGGGCGGCAACUUUCAUGCAAGCUGUAGCAAACGUAGAGCGAGGGAAGGAGGUGUUGCCGCUUAUGUGAAGCUCCUGGCGGUGCCGGAGGAAGGGGAGUGA